Molecule: messenger RNA, 459 nt
Organism: Penicillium olsonii
Lineage: Eukaryota; Fungi; Ascomycota; Eurotiomycetes; Eurotiales; Aspergillaceae
Source: the annotation of a GenBank genome assembly
AUGCUCUUCAACUUCAACACCAUCGACGCCUGCUUCCUCUCCUCAGGAUGGCAGAUCAAGAACAAUGGCAUGUUUGCGGCCACCUGCAUCGGCACAGUUCUGCUGGUCGUCCUGGUCGAGUUCUGUCGUCGCAUGGGCCGCGAGUACGAUAAUUUCCUGACGCGCCAAUUCCAGCGCCAAGCCGCGCACGGCACCUUCGCCAAGCAAUGGCAACGGUCCAGUGUCACCUUUCGCGCCACCCCUCUGCAGCAAUUGACGCGCGCCAUCAUCCACGCCGUAACAUUUGCCGGGGCGUACAUCACCAUGCUCCUCGCCAUGUACUUCAACGUCUAUGUGAUUAUCUGCAUCUUCAUCGGUGCGGGGCUGGGCAAGUUCCUCUGUGAUUGGAUGGUCGUCACCGUGGGCAUCGAUGACGUGCCAGAUCGGAAAGUGGAAGAGACCACCAUAUGUUGCGAUUGA